AUGGUUGUCAUCUCGUCCAUUGCUUCGCCUGAUCCGAACCAGAUCACUACAGCUCAACCAAUCACCAGACACGCCUGGACACGAUACGGAGGACUCAUCGCACACCCCACCGAAGCGUCCAUAGGAACCUUGAAACAAACUAAGGCAAACGCCGGUACAGCAACAAAAACCUCGCAAGUCGCACCAUUCAUCUCACACUAUGACAAUGCUCCCAGCGGCACUGCAGCCACCGCAAAUGUUAACAUCUUUCGCUGUCAAGCACAAGGCACAACUCAUGAUCAAUUACGCGUAAACGUGCUCGAGCGACAUCCGUAUACUACCCAAAGCUUUAUCCCAAUGGGGCGGAACAGGGAUGAGGUUGGAUAUGUGGUUGUGGUAGCGGAUGAUAAGGAUGGUGUGCCGGACUUGAGUACGGUGAGGGCGUUUGGGUGUACGGGAAAGGAGGGGGUAACGUAUGGUGUGGGGCAGUGGCAUGCACCGAUGAUUGUUCUUAAAGAGACGACGGAUUUCGUGGUGUAUGUGCACGAAAACGGCGUCCCACGAGAGGACUGCGAGGAGGUUAAGAUUGUGGGCGGAUUGCUCGUAAAGGUAGCGACAGAUGCAACUUUGGCAGCGAUGAUUUGA
This is a messenger RNA of Saitoella complicata NRRL Y-17804, 624 nucleotides long. RefSeq names its product ureidoglycolate hydrolase. Gene Ontology annotation, biological process: allantoin catabolic process. The record is from RefSeq and is a predicted model, not a curated record. Gene Ontology annotation, molecular function: ureidoglycolate hydrolase activity; ureidoglycolate lyase activity. Bases 1 to 624 code for a protein of 207 amino acids. The transcript has 2 exons. NCBI's taxonomy places the organism in Eukaryota, Fungi, Ascomycota, Saitoellomycetes, Saitoellales, Saitoellaceae.